Molecule: messenger RNA, 195 nt
Organism: Mirounga angustirostris (Northern elephant seal)
Lineage: Eukaryota; Metazoa; Chordata; Mammalia; Carnivora; Phocidae
Product: small nuclear ribonucleoprotein G-like
Exons: 1
Coding region: 1-195 (64 amino acids)
Biological process (GO): mRNA splicing, via spliceosome
Cellular component (GO): precatalytic spliceosome; U5 snRNP; U4 snRNP
Molecular function (GO): RNA binding
Source: RefSeq, a predicted model, not a curated record
AUGAGCAAAGCUCACACCUCCCCCCCCCAGUUGAAAAAAUUUAUGGACAAGAAGUUAUCAUUGAAAUUAGAUGGUGGCAGCCAUGUCCAAGGAAUAUUGCAAGGAUCCGAUCCCUUUAUGAAUCUCCUGAUAGAUAAAUGUGUGGAUAUAGCAACUAGGGGACAACAGGACAAUACUGGAAUGGUGGUAUCAUGA